UAUGUAUACACAUGUAUGUGUGUAUGUAACACAUACAAAAUUUUAUUUUAUUUCAAUUUUAUUUUAUUACUUCAUCAUAGACAUAGCAAAAAUAGGAGUGACUUAGUUCAUCAGCCUUGUUAUAGCACUUCCGGUCUAAAAGCGAACGGCUUUCCUCCUUUAUCUCCCGAUGCGGAAUAUUUAGGGCUUUUUUCCCCACAUAUAUGUUACACUUUAGAGCAGGCGUAGAGCACCUAGGGCGAGAAUUACAGCCAUGGGCGUCUUUCAAAUCUUCCCUUGAAUGAAAAGGCUACACGCUAUUCUACAUUUCUAUCUCUAGGGUGCUUUCCAGUUCCAGGAAAGGGGGGGGGAAGAGAGAAGUUGUAACAGCUUGUUGUACACGUGACUUCUUGACCUGUGCGUUGCUCUUGCCUUCCGCGUCCUCUAUUGGUUCCUGGUCCGGUCAAAGAGAACCUUCUUUCGGCUCGUCCUUCGUGAGAUUAGGCUCCGCCACCGACGAGCCAGCGAUCAGGGCUGAUGCAGUUGCUGCUAGUAGCUCUUGGCUAUGCCUGCAGGAGUAGCUUGGCCUCGCUACCUGAAAAUGUUCAGUGCAAGUAUGUUGGCCAUGUUUGCUGGUGCAGAAGUUGUCCAUCGAUAUUACAGGCCUGAUCUUACAAUACCAGAAGUUCCUCCCAAGCCUGGAGAACUCAGAACUGAACUAUUGGGGCUCAAAGAAAGAAAUCAGGAAGUUCAGCCUUCACAACAGUGAUGAUGCAAGGAUUAUGUUCCUCCAUGAACUGCUCUUUAGUAUUUAUAAUUGAACCUGUGCAAUUUCAGUGUUUUCUGGCAACACUGGCUAUACAAGUCAUCUAGUGUAUGCCCAUUUUCUGGAGUCAAAAUAUUUUUACUUCCUCCCAUGCAAUACAAGGCCAUCUUUUACUUAGCUGUCUGGUUUGUCUCAAUAUGUACCUGUAGCAUUGCUCUCUCUAUAUGGCACAAUAUGCCAGUACUAUUUCCCCCCUUUUCCUUAAAACGGUUUCUGUAGGUUUUUGAUGAGGUGUUAAGCUUUUCUACCUUUCUGGAAGAGUGACUUCCAGAGAUCAAUGAGCCAGGUUGUCAGCCCAAGGGCAGGGACUAAGAUGUGACACAAGAGCAAAAGGUAUUUCAUAGAAUAGGGACACCGAGGAUCAUCAACACCCUGCAAUGCAGAAAUAUGCAGCUGUCCGUUCAAGUACUAGUUCUUGGUUACACAUUUGGUUAGUGUCAAUCAAAACACCUUCUUGGAAAGAGUUGCAAUGCAAUUGCAAUGGACCUUACAGACUGGCUAUUUGGGGCAUAGGAAGAAAUCUGCCAGCAUCUCAUCAGCCCCUCACCAGAGCAGAAUUAUCCAUUGCUGUAGGCUGCUCACAAUUCUAUAAUGGGCUUCCAACAAGCAAGGGCGUCAGCCUAACUUAAAGUGGAUGUAAUGGAGGUGGAUUUGCAGGUUGGGGCCUCAUAGGUUCUAGCACUGCAGCCUGUAGUAAAAGGCAGCAAAAUUACACCCACUAAAGAACAGUUGGUUCCAAUGGUGGGAGGGUAGCCCAGGUGAUGAAAAUAAUGGGGACUGGAGAUGGAUGGUUGCCUCCUUGGAUUUUCACUCCCUAAAAGUGGUGCUGCAAUAAACUCAUGUUUCACAAA
Molecule: messenger RNA, 1656 nt
Organism: Podarcis muralis (Common wall lizard)
Lineage: Eukaryota; Metazoa; Chordata; Lepidosauria; Squamata; Lacertidae
Gene: UQCC6
Product: ubiquinol-cytochrome c reductase complex assembly factor 6
Biological process (GO): mitochondrial respiratory chain complex III assembly
Cellular component (GO): mitochondrion
Source: RefSeq, a predicted model, not a curated record